Messenger RNA from Helianthus annuus (common sunflower), 1538 nucleotides. RefSeq names its product protein UPSTREAM OF FLC. Lineage: Eukaryota; Viridiplantae; Streptophyta; Magnoliopsida; Asterales; Asteraceae. Bases 309 to 1436 code for a protein of 375 amino acids. The record is from RefSeq and is a predicted model, not a curated record. The transcript has 5 exons.
UUCAAAUUCUUUUUUAUUAUAAAAGUUAAACUUACAAAUGUCAAAUUCUAUUCACAUGUCAAAUAAUUUAACACCCCAGCUACCUACACAAACCACCACCACCAUAAUCCCUAUAGCCCUGAAUAAAACGACAACCCCCACCACCGUUUUCACCUCCUCCUUUUGUCCUCUACUCAUUGUCUCCGGCAUCACAUUUUGAAUAAAUCAUCUCUUCACCCUUCCCUCCUUUCACAUUUUCAUUUCGUAACAGGUCUUUUCGUGUUUAACAGGUCUUAUCGUGUCUUAAACAGAAUUCUCCAACGGUUUCAAUGGAGGUUGUUGCAAAGACGGAGAUCCGGCACGUGUCUCGGAAAUGGAAGGAUCAGAUUCAACGCAGUCCAGAACGUACAAAGGUCUGGAUGGAGCCUAACAAACACCGUAGAGUCGCCGUUGUUUACUACCUCAGCCGCAACGGCCAGCUUGAGCAUCCGCAUUUUGUUGAGGUUUCUCUCUCCUGUUCUGACGGACUGUAUCUUCGAGAUGUAAUCGAUCGUUUAAAUUCUCUUCGAGGAAAAGGAAUGGCGUCAAUGUACUCGUGGUCUUCUAAACGGAGUUAUAAAAACGGAUUCGUAUGGCACGAUUUAUCGGAGAAUGAUUUCAUAUAUCCGGCUCACGGCAAUGAGUACAUUCUGAAAGGAUCGGAGCUCUUUGACGCCGGUAACAAAUUCGAUGAAUCUCCGCCAUCGGUCACGAAGAAAUCAUCGUCUUCCGAGACUGUAAAAUCGGUUGACGAGUACGAAUUAUCUAUCGAUAGGAGUAGAAGGAAUCAAUCAUGGAGUGCAAUUGAUCUACACGAGUACAAAGUAUUUUCCGGCGAGUGCUCUAGCGCUCGAAUCGCAGCCAACGCCUCGACUCAAACAGAGAGUAACAACGAAGUUGAAAGCGACAACGAGAUUUCCGAGCUAAGCAGAACCGAGAUUUCACCGCCGCCGUCCGAUUCAAGCACCGAGACGUUAGAGUCGUUGAUGAAAUCUGAUGGUAAGCCAAUCCCACGGCCAGAAACAGACGUUGAACAUGGACACGAACACGAACAUGUUAACAUUAAUCCAACGGCUGGAAGUAAACUGAAAGCAUCUUCAGUGCUAAUGCAGCUGAUCUCGUGCGGUUCGAUAUCCUUUCGGAGUUGUGGACCGGGUAAAGAAAACCCGGGUUUUUCUUUGGUUACAAAGUGCAAGCCUAAGAUGCUGACACGUGGAGAGGGGGUGGAUGAUCGUGUGGAGAAGGGUGCAGGGGAAGAAGAAAGUGAAGAUACAGGUGAAAACGGUGUAGUGUUGGGGAGAGGUAAAAAGGUUAUUGUUACGGAGGAUAAAGAAUAUUUCAGUGGGAGCUUAAUAGAGACAAAAAAGGACGAAUUUCCAGCACUGAAACGAUCGAAUUCGUAUAAUGCAAAUGGUUAAAAUUAUUAUUAUUAUUAUUUUUACCAAUGUUUAUUAUUUGUAUUGUUUUAAGGUUUUCUUGUAAUUUAGUGUGACUUUUACUUUCACUAGCAGUUUCAGUUA